AUGGUUGUUCAAUGGAGCCACGGCCGCCCGGAAGACACUGGAACCGCCGCCGAGUCCCGCAACGAAGACCAAUCAGAUCCUGGCAUUCCGCCGCAAGCCGUCGAUGAACAGGAAAUAGGGAGACGAGACAGUUCGGCUGGAGAGAACAGAGUGAGAAGCAGCGGAGGAAGUCAAGGACUACUCGCACUAGGAGAUUCAUCAGUGAUAAUAUUGCUGUGGCCCGCUUUACCGGCCAUCUAUUGUAACUUGGAGUUGAGGCGGAUAAAUCUGUUAGUGUUAUUUGUUGUUGGUGUUUGUCGAGGAUUUUAG
Molecule: messenger RNA, 309 nt
Organism: Bursaphelenchus xylophilus (pine wood nematode)
Lineage: Eukaryota; Metazoa; Nematoda; Chromadorea; Rhabditida; Aphelenchoididae
Source: the annotation of a GenBank genome assembly